Molecule: messenger RNA, 312 nt
Organism: Drosophila sulfurigaster albostrigata
Lineage: Eukaryota; Metazoa; Arthropoda; Insecta; Diptera; Drosophilidae
Exons: 1
Coding region: 2-232 (76 amino acids)
Molecular function (GO): protein binding
Source: RefSeq, a predicted model, not a curated record
GAUGAGGUCUUUGAAUUUGUUUGCUUUGCUGCUGCUUGUGCUUGCCAUCUUCUUGGGUCACUUGGGUCAAUCUGAGGCCAGCUUUUGUCCCUGCAAUCUGAAGGAGAAGGGCAAGGUGUGCGGCUCCAAUGGCGUUACCUACACAAAUCGCUGUGAAUUCGAGUGCACACAGCGGGAUUACAAGAAGCUGGGACGCACUCUGAACAUUCGGAGCAUGGGAGAUUGUGCUUAGUGAAUAACUUUUUGAUUUUGCUUGUUCAAGUCGCGUGUAUUUAUAAUCUCAUUAAAAUAUUAAUGUAUUCUUAUUGCUUU